GAACCUCAGAGGUCUAUUAGAGGUCAGUGUGAGUCCUUCUAAUAGCAACUGCGGCUGCAGCAGGCCUUUCAGAUAACCACACUGCUGCAGAUCGGACAUAGCCUCGACCUUUCUUUGUGAACGCACGCUGGUGACUGCAGAACAGCCAUGCAGGCUCAGGAAGUCCUGAGACAGCUGCGGAUGCCCGAGCUGGAUGAUGUUCGGCAGUACGUGCGAGGCUUCCCCACCAACGCACUCAUGGGAAUGGGGGCCUUCGCUGCCAUCACCACCUACUGGUUUGCCACAAGGCCAAAAGCGCUCAAACCACCCUGUGAUCUCACACAGCAGUCAAUCGAAAUGCCGGGUGGCGAACGUGCACGAAGGUCGGUACUGAAUGACAGCAGCGAACUCAUGACGCAUUACUACAGCGAUGCGCUCACGAUGUACGAGGUGUUCCAGCGAGGGCUCAGAGUAUCGAAUAAUGGACCCUGCCUCGGAUCAAGAAAACCCAACCAGCCCUACGAGUGGGAGACGUAUGGAGAGGUGGCGAGCCGAGCGGAGAACAUCGGCUCCGCCCUCCUUCACAGAGGUCACUCUCACACAGGAGACAAAUACAUCGGGAUCUUUUCCCAGAACAGACCAGAGUGGACCAUUUCAGAGCUGGCUUGUUAUACGUACUCCCUGGUGGCCGUCCCGCUGUACGACACACUCGGCACAGAGGCCAUCAGCUACAUUAUCGAUAAAGCCUCCAUCUCAACGGUGAUCUGUGACGUGCCUGAAAAGGUUCGCAUGAUCCUGGACUGCGUCAGCGGCCAAGGGCGAUCUGUGAAGACCAUCGUUGUCAUGGAGGCAAUCGACGACGACCUGGUGACCCGGGGCAAAGAGAGCGGCAUCGAAAUCCUGAAAUUGAAGGAAUUUGAGGCAUUGGGUAAAGCCAACCUUCACAAACCAUUGCCUCCAAAACCAGAGGACCUCGCAAUCAUCUGCUUCACCUCUGGGACCACAGGAAACCCAAAAGGUGCCAUGCUUACUCAUGGAAAUGUGAUCUCCAACACUGCAGCAUUCAUUCGAGUAACACAGGUGCACUGCAUGCUGAACCUCCAUGACAUUCAUGUAUCCUAUCUCCCCUUAGCUCACAUGUUUGAGAGGGUUGUUCAGGGCGUUAUCCUCAUCCAUGGGGCUCGAAUCGGUUAUUUCCAAGGGGACAUUCGACUCCUGAUGGAUGAUCUGAAAACUCUGCAGCCAACAGUGUUUCCUGUCGUCCCACGCCUGCUCAACCGCAUGUUUGAUAAGGUAUUUGGUCAAGCCAACACCCCACUGAAGAGGUGGCUGCUUGAUUUUGCUUUCAGGAGGAAAGAGUCAGAGCUGAAAAGUGGAGUGGUCAGAAAGGACAGCAUGUGGGACAAACUCAUCUUCAAAAAAGUCCAGGCGAGUCUGGGAGGCCGCGUGCGUCUCAUGAUCACAGGAGCAGCUCCAGUGUCUCCAACCAUCCUCACGUUCCUACGAGCCGCUCUCGGCUGCCAGUUUUAUGAAGGCUACGGUCAGACUGAAUGCACAGCUGGUUGCUCCAUGUCGAUGCCCGGGGAUUGGUCUGCAGGUCACGUCGGGCCUCCUCUGCCCUGCAACUAUAUUAAACUGGUGGAUGUAGCAGAAAUGAAUUACUUGGCAGCCAAUGGAGAGGGAGAGGUGUGCGUCAAAGGACCAAACGUUUUCCUUGGAUACCUUGAAGAUCCUGAGAAGACGGCCGAGGCGAUCGACGCGGACGGCUGGCUGCACACGGGAGACGUUGGCAAAUGGCUCCCUAACGGCUCCCUGAAGAUCAUUGACAGGAAAAAGCACAUUUUCAAGCUGGCGCAGGGAGAGUACAUCGCCCCGGAGAAAAUAGAAACGGUUUAUAACCGCAGCGAUCCAGUGGCCCAGAUAUUUGUCCAUGGUGACAGCUUACAGGCCUGCCUCGUGGGCAUCGUGGUGCCUGAUCCAGACUUUUUGCCUAUUUGGGCCAAGAAAAAGGGGCUUGAAGGCUCGUAUUCCGAACUGUGUAGUAAUCAGGAUGUGAAGAAAGCAAUCCUGGAGGACAUCCUGAAUUUGGGCAAAGAGGCGGGACUCAAGUCUUUUGAGCAGGUGAGGGACAUCGCGUUACACCAGGAGAUGUUUUCUGUCCAGAACGGUCUGCUGACUCCCACCCUGAAGGCCAAGCGGGCCGAGCUUCAGAGCCGCUUCAGAGACCAGAUCAACGCACUUUAUGCCAAAAUUAAGAUCUGAGCCGGGCUCCAGCUGGACUUCGGGAAGGUGACACUCUUCUACAGCCUGCAUCCAGAAGCGCGUGGAACUGAAGGGGGUUUGAAGUCACAUUUAUUUUCAUCUGUGUCUAUUUUAAAUCAUUCAUUGUUGAAUGAAUUUCUUGUUGAAGUCCGUAUUGUCCCCACCUCGGCUGUAGAGCAACACUCCCCCCGUGAACACUGGCCCAUUCGAGAGGAAUAUGGUGGAUCAUGUAACUGUGUUGCUGGUUUCAUUUUUCCAAGAGAUUGUUUAAAGGAAUAAAAGUGGGAAUGUGACUUUGAAAUGCCUUCACUGUCAUUAAACCUUGAAACUCCAGCAAACCUUUCAAAGAUUUUUUUUUUUUUUUUUUUGGGAUUCUCAACAGCACCAGAUUAAAACCUAUUUUACUGCUUUUACUACAGAGAGAAAUAUUGACUAUUUAUAUACCAGGCUAUUUAAUGUUUUGGUCAUGUAUUUAAGUUGAUAUUUAAUGUAAUCAUGAAACCUGUAAAUACUGCUGGAAAACUAUAUUUGUAAUUCCCUGCAUUCCCCGAUUUAGUGUCACUACGGCAUUUCAGGAAUGAUAUUGCCUCAUAGAUUUUGUCGCUAGUUUUUUUUUUCCUUCUUUUUUUUCUUGGUUUUGUUUUUUUGGCCACUGCAUGUAAAAUACUGAUUGUUUCUGUCCCGUACCUGCAGCGCCUUCAGAUGCCAUCACUGCACACGUGGAGAUGUGUCUCUGUCUUGUGUAUUCAGCAAGAACAUGCCAACGCUGAUAUUGCAAUCAAUGUGAAGUUAACGGUUUCUAAAUCGCUUCUUCAUCCUUGUCAUAACUUCAGAUGAACUUUUGGCUGGACAUCAUAUCACCUUCAUUUCGGCUUUUUAAUUAAAAAACUGAGUUGAGCAGUUUUUGGCUGGAGAAGUAUCGUCACUGCUUAUCUAACCGUGUUGAAAACUUCACAAAACAAGGCACAUUGGUUUCGUUUGCUGAUUUAAUCACAGGACAGGAUGGAAGUGCAUUUUGUGUUGAAGCAAUGUUAUAUUAAAGCAUCUGUGUUUUGUCAAUU
Molecule: messenger RNA, 3302 nt
Organism: Salarias fasciatus (jewelled blenny)
Lineage: Eukaryota; Metazoa; Chordata; Actinopteri; Blenniiformes; Blenniidae
Product: long-chain-fatty-acid--CoA ligase 1-like
Exons: 21
Coding region: 148-2241 (697 amino acids)
Biological process (GO): long-chain fatty acid metabolic process
Cellular component (GO): membrane; endoplasmic reticulum
Molecular function (GO): long-chain fatty acid-CoA ligase activity
Source: RefSeq, a predicted model, not a curated record